This is a messenger RNA of Exserohilum turcica Et28A, 633 nucleotides long. RefSeq lists its product as uncharacterized. The coding region runs from base 19 to 633 and encodes 204 amino acids. Gene Ontology annotation, molecular function: zinc ion binding; nucleic acid binding. The transcript has 3 exons. The record is from RefSeq and is a predicted model, not a curated record. NCBI's taxonomy places the organism in Eukaryota, Fungi, Ascomycota, Dothideomycetes, Pleosporales, Pleosporaceae.
GGGUACGGUGCUCAACCUAUGCACCUCAACAACCUCAAUAAAGGACGUGGAUUUAGACGCGCUAAGCUAAACGAAGGACCUAAGGGUCAACACAACAAGGACAGAAAGAAAAUUACUUGUUACGCCUAUAGCAAGGAAGGCCACAUGGCACGAGACUGUCGAAGCAAGAAUAAGGUCACUCGACAACUGAACUCAUGGAACGUUAUCACCCUAGCCCAAGUUAAAUACCAUCCGCUUGAUGAAGAACUUAUCACAGGACUUAAGGACGUAAUGCUUACUACCGCUAAGAGCAGCGAGGACGAAAAGAACCCGCUUAGCGACGAGGAAUACGAGACGCCAGCAGAAGAAGAAUUUCCUGCGGCACCUACGAAGCACGAGAAGAUGGCCAGGUUCAAGGAAAGGAACCGACCCGCUACGCCAAAGCCGACAGAGCUGGAACCCGCUCAAGAAGAACCCCGAUGGGAUCCGGAAUACCAAGCCACCAGGCAGCAGCAGGACAACAACAACUGGUACUGGUAUGAUGCACGCAACGCACACUAUGCUCGACUCUUAUGGACAGCAUGCCUAGCUGCCUACUGCCUAGCCUAUUACUUAGACAAACAAGGAGCGGGAUGGAAUCCUAAGACUAUCUAA